Caenorhabditis sp. 36 PRJEB53466 is the source of this 4124-nucleotide messenger RNA. NCBI's taxonomy places the organism in Eukaryota, Metazoa, Nematoda, Chromadorea, Rhabditida, Rhabditidae. The record is from the annotation of a GenBank genome assembly.
AUGCCGAGCACGUACAACACGGAGCCGAGCGACCGGAUGGAAGUGGAGGAGGUGAAGGCGACGGAUUCGGAGAAGUGGAAGCUUCCGAGGGAAGUCGACGAAGGAGAGUCGAGCGUGAAUCGCGGAACUCGGACGGAGGAAUGGCUGACGGAUUGGAACGAAGUCAGCUGGAAGGAAAGAAGGAGCAGGACGAGAAGGUUCGGUCGGGUUGUCAGAGACGUUGAAGCGGUAGAGGCAGAGACGAGAAAGAGACUGCGGGAUAUGCCAAACGUCUCAGACCGGGAGAGAGAGUUUAUCGCGGAGCCGAUGAACGCGUUUUCGCGGGAACUCCAGAAACGAUUCGAGGAAAUCGGGGAGAACAAGUGGCAGCGGGAAGUGAUGCGAGUGAUGGAGUCGGCGCAGUUAGAGACCGUCGAGCAGUUGCAGGAAUUAGUCACGAGUGGGGAGGCACGGGAAAGUGAUGAAAGCAAAUGGCGGAGAAGCGCGAAGAACUCAUCGGAGUACAAGAAACUGAGAGAAGAAUAUGGCAUUUUGCAGGCAGAAAUGGCCGCGGAGACGGACAAGCUGAGCAAGGCCAUCGAUCGGUUGGAAACGGAGAAGGAGGCGUUGCGAAGACGCUUGGAGAAGGCCGAGAAGGCGGUGAAAACCGAGAGGAAAACGGCGGAGCAGACGAAAGCCAACCUUCUGGGAUGCCAGGGUAGGCUGGACGAACUGCUGAACAGGAAACCACAGUCGAUGCAGGUGCGCUCGCGGAGGCGAGGCGAACGACCGAGAGGUUCGAGGGAGUCAUCGACAACAACAUCAAGAGGUCUGGAAAGCCGACGAGGUACGGGGCGGAAGAUAGACAGAAGCGUGGACUGGCGCGAGGAAGUCGCAGGAUGGGAGGUCGGAGACAAAAGAGAGAGCGUGAGAAGCAGGUCGGGGUCCAGGGACGAAGUAAGAGACAUGGUCCUCUGCAUGAGUCGGAUGAUGAAGGUAUCAGCCCUACCUGAGCCUAACCAGUUUGACGGGACCAGCGACCUGGGAGAGUUCAAGCGAGCCUUUCUCCUCAAAUACCAUCAUGUGGUGGAGGAUGACGAAGAGCUGAUCACCAUCUUGGAGGACAGAUUCCUGAAGGGACCAGCGAAAUCACUGUUCAAGACGCUGCAAGGACGAUUCUGCCGACCGGUGAAAGAGCUGUUCGAGGAGUUCGAGAGGAAACUGAGGAAGCGCCAGGGAGACCGCAAGACGGAGGCGCUGAACGAGUUCGACGAUCUGAGCAGGAAGCCAGGUCAGAUGAUGUGGGAGUUCUUGGUGGACGUGGAGAAGUGGUCGAGGGAAGCGUACCCGGAGGUGGGAGAGGAAACUCUGUCGCAGAUGCGCACCACGAAGCUCAUGAAAGCCGUCCGAGAGGACGAAACGCUGCACAAGUUGUUGAUCAUGCGGAGACUGGAAAUACCGUUAAGAGAACAGUACGAACAGUUGAAAGACGUCGUCCUCCAGCAGGAGAACGAGAGAUGCAGGGACAACAGGCAGAGGAUGAGCGGGUGGAAAGGGAAGGAAGACGGAUCGAGGAUGAUCACGGAGAAUGCGAGUCAACAGCAUUCGGAGAAUGGAGUAGAAGACGUGAAACCGAACGAAGAGAGCAGAGCAGAAGAGAACAAUGUGAGGUGUUUUCGCUGUGGAGGUGUUGGCCACGUGGCUAAUUACUGCACUUCAAAAUCGGUCAUGUACGUUGGGUGCAGAGGAAAGGGGACAGCAGAAGGCGUGAUGAAGGAGGCCGUCGAGACGAUCAGGGUGUUGGGUCAAGCACGGAGGAUAAUCAUCGACAGCGGAGCAGUCGUAUCUGUCAUUUCGACGCGAGCGUGGGAACGUCUCAAGAAGGGAUGCAGAGGUUGGGAGAAAGAAGUGAAAGUGUUGGAGAAACCAAGCUUUUCGCUCGUGAAUGUGGAGAAGAAGAAGAUGCCGGUAGAAAAGCAGUUGCAGCUGCUGCUUGAGAUCAGAGGAAGGAAGUCGAAAGUCUUGUUCCAACUGGUGCGAAGCGAGGCGGAGAUCUUGUUGCUCGGAACGAAUGCAUUCAAGAGUGUGGGAGUAGAGUUGAAAUGGCGAGCAGAGGAGACUGGAGCCGGGAAGCAUGAAGCGAAGCUGGGGAAACGAGCUGCGCGUCUGAAUAAAAUCAGGGAAUAUCACGUUGGAAACGGAGAUUCUUGCAGAGUGCGGAACCGGGAUGGAUUCGAUCGUGACGGAGGGUCGCGCGUGAUUGUGGACAAGGUGUCGCACAAAUCGCUCGGGACGCUGGCCACCGGACAACUAUCGACUGCGGAAAAGCUGGAGAAGGAGAAGGAGAUUGGAGGGAGACGGGAACCGAAGAAGACGGUCGUGCGCGAAGCAGAUCUGGUGAUCGGACCUCGUCUCAAGUUCAGUUCGCCGGCUUACUUCGACAUCAAAGCGAAGGCCGACGUGGCGUGGACGGAGAAAUACGAUUGGAAGGGCGUCGAGAAGGUGGUCAUGUUGGCGAAAUGGACGGUCGAUCCCACCGAGAACGAGAAUCGGGCGGAAAUCAUCGAGUCGAUCGCCAAAGACGUUAAGGAUCUGAUCGUGGUGCCAAUUCGGAGGGCAUGCAAGUUCAACGAAGUCGGAGGGAUAACGGAGUGCACUGAGUCACAGCGUGGACAUGAGACCAAAGGAGACUGCUGGCGCAUCUUGCACUCACUUGGCGCACUAUUGGAUUUUUUUGGUUUCGCAAUUAAAAAUCUUUUUUUCUCGUUUUUUUAUCUUUUUAAAACAUGUCGAAACGCAAUUUUUUUCGUUAAAUAUUUGUUGCAAAAAAACUCAAAUUUGAAUUUUUCAGGACUCGUUGCAACAAUUUCUGCAGUUGGAAAGGCGCGAAGCUGAUGGAAAUUGCCGAGCGGCACGGAGUAGCGGUUAGAAUAAAAAAGAACCGUUAUUUUCUUCGCCGAUAAAUAAUUUCAGGUUUUCCCCAUCAUUUUAUCGGAUUGCGGCGGACACGCGAAUAGAAAAAAGCACUAUUCAACUGAAAACCAGGAAUCUCCAGCAACAAAUUUUUAACGGAACACUAAAUUUGCUUGAUUACUGAAUGAAGCUCAUUGAAAAUAUUCUUAGUUUUCUUUUUUCGCUAUGUUAUCUCACUUCUACAAUUCUAAAAUUCGAUCCUUGUGGCCGGAAGUUUGCCUACAAAGCUCACUUUCAGCGACACUUUAGAUUUCUGACGGCAAAAAGACGUAACAAUCGCGCACAUAAUCAUUUUUACGUUUGAUAAAGCUCUCUUUCAUCUCUACAACUUCUAAUAUUGACAAACUUCUGCUUUUCAUGUAUUUCAGCCAGAAAUUCACGCUACUCUUUCAUGGUUUUUUUAAAAUCGGUCUAUUUGCAUUGAGUUGCGAUUUUUUUCAUCCGUACAGCGUCUCUAGCCAUUAUAUAACAGUAUUCAAGCGUCACUGUCGUCAUAAAUCUGCGAAACAAUUCAAAAUAACCUCAAACUUUUAAACUUAUUUCGCAUCGCUACACAGUUUUGCACAAGGAAACACGACGGCUGCACCGAUUUGGCUCUGUGUGUGCUCAAAAUGACCGUCUAACUCCCAGCUACAAUAUAGCCUGUGACAAAAACGAAAAAAUUACGGCGUUCAAUUCUUACACGGGGAAUAACGCAAUUUUCGCCGAAAAUUUAUUAUUUUUGAACUCCCGCGCGUGCGCUGCAAGUGCGCUUCAAUGAUAAACGUCCACGCUGUGACUCAGUGGAGUGGUGGAAAAAGAGGAUGCGAACCAGUUCGAACGUGCUGUAACGGAACGAUAGUUCCGUGCCAGGAAUCAUGUGUUAACAGUGUAGAAAACGGAUUACUUUCUGGAAAGGUUAAUUGAGUUGGGGAGGGCAAGAGAAACCCACCUCUCCUCGAGGAAAAGAAGCGACAGAUACGAAAGCGCCUGUCACAGUACGGUUCGUCGAUCCGCAGACGCCCGUUGGACCAAAACAACUUCCGAUGGUUGUGGUCAUCCCGGAGAAGUUCGACUCGGCGGAGAUGAUGGGUGGAUACCUCGAUUCACUCAUUCCGAGGAAUGCGGCGGUGGAGAAACUGAUGGCUGGCCGGAAGUUGGAGGUGGCCAAGAGAGCGAAUCGAUCGACAUAA